Patella vulgata (common limpet) is the source of this 5287-nucleotide messenger RNA. Its product is annotated as FHF complex subunit HOOK interacting protein 2A. Lineage: Eukaryota; Metazoa; Mollusca; Gastropoda; Patellidae. The transcript is spliced from 18 exons. Bases 92 to 2506 code for a protein of 804 amino acids. The record is from RefSeq and is a predicted model, not a curated record.
GAUAUUUACUUUUUAUUGUUCGUUCUGUCAAAACAGUAUUUAUGAUUUUAAUCUUACAUGGAAAUAUUAACGCAACUGAAAUUUAUAACAAAUGAAAAAGAGAAUGUUCAAUAAAUUCACUACAUUAAUUCAGCAUGCAGUGGAUUCUUUUGUACCCAACUUGACUCUUCAAGAGGAAUUUAUACACCAUUGGAAUGCUGUCACACAUUAUUUUGUGGAUAAUAAAGAGGAGAGAAGACGUAUUGAGGAAACUACUAUACCAGGACACAUAGAACAAAUGGUAUUAAUAUUAGUACAAGAAGAAAGAGAACAAUUAGAAGUUGGCACUACAGGGCCAUGUUUAGAAUAUCUACUGCAACAUAGAUUACUAGAAACUCUUUAUACGCUCGGCAGAACAGAUCAUCCACCUGGUAUGAAACAAGUAAUAUUGAUAUUUUUUACCAAGUUGUUAUCGAGAUUAGAUCAUCCUUUAUUACCACAUAUAAACGUUCAUAGAGCUGUACAGAGAUUGGUGAAAAUUUGUGGUGAAGUGCGAGCAGGACCAACAGAGAAAGAAGAAAUAGAAUACUUGUGUACAGUUUGUUCUAAAAUAAAAGCUGAUCCAUAUCUUGUUAAUUUCUUUAUUGAGUCUGGUAAACCAGUAAAAAAUUCUAGUCAUGUAAAUACAAGUGGUAUUCCUAAAUCUCAAGAUUUUAGCCUUGUUAAUGCCUUAUUGACACUGUCUUCCAGUAAUGAUGCUAGAGUGUGUGUUAAAGCAUGUGAAGGGAUUAUGUUAUGUGUCAGUUUACCCGAACAAUCUGCUGCUGACUGUUUAGUUCGUCAUACUAAGUUCUGUGAUAAUUUGAUCACCAGAUUAUGUGACUUGUACGAUAAACUACCAUCUUUUGUCAGUCCUAGUGAUAUAGAAUCUGUUGAUGCCAAAUGGGGACUCGAUGCAGUUGUAACAGUUAAAGAAGACCAGCAGACUUUUAAAGGCAAAUGGCAGUUGACUUCGUUUUUGGCUUGGCUAGAUUAUUGUGAUCAGCUUAUUGCAGUUUCUCAUCCCACAGUUGCUGCAGCUCUUGCCACGACUAUAACAGAAAAACUUCUACUUAAUAAAAUAAAGAAAGAUCUCCUACAAGUAUCUGAAGCAGGUGUUUUAAUGGCCACAGCAUAUUUUACCAAAUGUCUAAGAAUUGUUUAUUCUCCACCAUUAUUAAUAGAGUUUUCCCAUUUUCUACUUGGAACGGAUAAAGAGGUUGAAAUGUUGAAUGAUGAACAGCCUACCAUUAGAAAGAGAUUAUUAGAGAGAUGUGAUCAUUUAUCAGAUGAAGUGAGUGUGGUAACAAUGAGAUUGUUUGAAACUUUACUACAAAAAGAAGAGGAAUCAAUAUUUCACAAUUUGAUUUUACGGAACUUGCUCGGCAGAAGUUACAUUACUUUGGACACCAUUAAAAAAAAUGACAAGGAAGUCAACAGAAAUUCUUUACAAAAAGAUGAUGCUUCGUCCUGUGAGGGUAAAACUGAGGUUUUAUCAGUAACUGAUACUCAAGAUCUUACGCAAAAAUCGCCAAUCAAAACUGGUGUGUGUUUAAACAAUCUUAAGGUUGAGCGUGACGGGGAAAAGAUGGAGAGUGAUAUUGGUGAAUUAUCAGGGGAAAAAACUGCUGAUGAGAAUGUGCAAGAUGAUGUGUUAAGACAAACUGUCAGCGAUGAAACUGUCAAAUUACAAGUUGUACACAAAGAAAUGGAGUUAAAGAUAAUUGAGAAAACAGAAACGGAAAAACUACUUGACAGUAUUGUUAAUGAUGAUUCUCCUGAUAGAGAAAUAGAAAGUGGCAAUGGUACUGGUACCGAUACUCCAAAGUCAUAUCCAAGAGCUGAAGUACAUAAGAUUGUGACGAGUUUUUUAAGUUUAUUACCAGAAGAAGCUAAGUCAUCAUAUCAAACAGCUGAUAGCGGUUACGAUAUGUAUUUAAAAGAUGCACAUAAACAGUUCUCUAACGUGGAACAAAUGUGUAAACCAUGGAACUGGCCAUCUGAACCUGUUGUUGAUAAAGAUUUUAGUACUGAGCCGUUCUGGGAAGGAUCAUUUGUAAAAAUGUUAUUAGAUAAAUUGUCAAGAACACUGAACCAGAGUUAUCCUGUCAAUCUGCUAGUGACAUCAUUGAUAUCCCGAGUGGCCAUAUUGCCACACCCUAAUAUACAGGAAUAUUUACUGGAUCCUUUCAUACCAAUGGAUCCUAAAACUAGAACAUUACAUAAUGUUUUAAAAAAGAUUUCUGCUGAAGUUUUGGUGUACAUGAAAACAGAAUCAGAUUUCCAGAAUAAACUUGGUACGGCACGAAAGAAUUUAAUGGGUGCAGCAGAAACAGUUAAGAGUUUAAGACUAAAACCAAUGACACCACCUUCUCCUGGAUUUGAUGAUCAGGGUCAACUUGAAGCUAUUAUUGUUUUGGAAGAAUUCUGUAAAGAACUUUCGGCUAUAACCUUUGUUAAAUACCAUGCUGCCGUGACACGCACUUAACCUGUAACCCAUUUUACGACUGCCUUUUCUUUUAAUCCAUAAUUCAUCGAACAGAACCUACUGAACUCUCUGUCUUAAUAAAACUGGGAUUAUAAUCCAUAAAAAGACCAUCAACUUGAAUACAAUUUACUCAUAAAGCAAGGCCAUAUUAAGGUUCUUUAGAAAUCAAAGACUUUCUUUAUGCUGUUUCUGUCAUUUUUUCCCCCAAGUGUUCUAAUUUAUAUACAUUUUGUGUCAAAUAUUUCUUUAUGUUUUAUAUGAAAAAGUCCCUUUGUUCAGAAAUGUUGCACUAAAUCAGACAACUGUCUUAAAGAGCCAUGUACAGAUAUUCAGUAAAUCUGAUUUCUCUUUGAUAGGGUGGCCCAUGUACUCACAGAAAUACAGUCCACCGCUGAUAGUUCGAGACUACCACUGAAGCGUGCACAUUCGCCGUGCCGAGACCAACUUUCUGACAGUAUGAUACUAUAAAUAGCCAUGGCACGUGCAAUUCUCUACAAAUCUAUCAACUAUUACAGCCGUAAAAAAUUUAUUGUUGACGAUUUUGGAUAGCAGUUAAAUUAAGCUUCUUGGUUAUUACAGCAGAUUUAGAAAUUACGUUCGUUUCAUUUUUUAAAUCGCUUUAUCAUUAACUGUACCGUUAAGAGCGGCAUCUUUUGGUUUAGUACAAAUAAUAUAUCUGAAUCACUCGGGUUAGGCAGGAACAUGAUACUAGCAGUAGUUUCAUUUUACUUUUACAAGCUUCUUAAAACGAUUGUUGAGCUACCUAACGUGCUUAUUUCUAAAUUCAAUUUCUUGUUCUAGCUUUCUGUUACGUUUCGUAAAAAAGUAGUCUUGAUUAUCCCGACCUGUCAAUCAGACGUAGAAUGGUCGAUAGACUGGUUAAGCGAGACAAAUUUCAAAACAAGGGCACGUAACCUAUCUUUUACUCAAAAGUGUCUGGAUGUUAUGGACGACUCUUGGUACCAGUUUUCAGUCUAUUAUUUAUACAUGAUUAAUGGUCAUAGCUUAUUAAGUACAACAUGAUCGUUUAUUUAGUGACUAUAAUUGUGUGAAACUGAUUUGAGGCUUGGCAUAUAUAUAAAUAUUGUGGCGUAAUUGUCGAGAUAUAUGGAGAUAUUUAUUUAUGGUGGGUCACCCUAUCUUUGAUCUAUAUUAAAAAAAUCUUGUGGGUUUUAUCUGGGUCCCCCGGUUUCAUCCCACUGCUAAAGACCCCUACGCACAAGCAAAUUGUUGAAAUAAAAUUAAACCAUAUGUUAGUCCCAAAAUGACCUGGUUUGUGUCGAGUGGACGUUUUACCCCAUCUCUCUCUCUCUCUCUCUCUCUCUGUUUAAAACAAACUACAAAGUUAAGAACUUAGGGGACAUUAUUAUGAAGUUUAGUUCUUUGGAAACAGCUAUUUAAAUAUUGCUUCCUGUUUUUGGGACGAAACAAAAUAACAAAAAUGGUUGGAGGUUCUUCUCAAGAUACUUAUAGUCUCUGAUAGUCAAUGGAAGGAUUGUUAGUCCUUAACAAACUACAAUAUUAUGAAGGAUGAAUCGAUUUGGGUACAUAGUAUCGUGAAUUAAACUAUUAAAAUUAGAUACCCUCCAAAAAAUGAUUUAAUGAUCAGUGAUUUUAGGUUCUAUAAUUUAAAAAUUUGAAACUUAUAGGUCAUGAGACACAAAUGACUAUUUAUAUCAUGACACCAAAAAACUGAAAAUUACUUUGGAUAAGAAAUCACUGUUUAAAGAAAAGCACUGACAUUCUCUCUUUACAGUGUUUUGUUUAAAAUAUGCCCCUUAAUGAUAAUUCCUUCCCGUUAUUUUACCUUGAUCUUUUCACUACCUGUCUUUUGUUCUUUUAAUGCUAUUAUUGAAUAUCCACCAGUAUUUGCAUUUUUACGUUUUAAAACGUGGUUGAUGACAAAAGUUGAAAAAAAAAAUAUUAUGUAAAUAUCAUUGAGCAUACUUUAUUGCUGUAGAUAAACGUGAUGAACGUGAUUGUUAGUUUAUAGAAUUGGUUAGAUUUAUUAUAUAAUGCUAGUUUUAUUAGUCUGCAGUGUGCAAAUAUAUUGUUGAAAGAUUUAUUUGGACUUAAUUGACCUUUGCAAAAUUUCAACACUUGCGUCCAAACAAAUAACCCUAGAAUAGAUCUCGACCCACACACCCAACCAUCCAUCCGUGCCGACAAGAGUAAGAAAAUGUUGACAUAUUCCCAUUCAUGAUUCAACAUUUAAUUCAUCAUUUUCUAUCCAUGGUUUUGUUCAACCCAACCACCCAGUUCCUUGGGUUAUUCGUUUGGAUGGGGGAUCACGUGGCUAAGUGGGUAAGACGCUGGCUCGCUAGCCUGGAGGUCGGGUGUUCGAUCCCUGCAUUGGCCAAGAAAGUUCGUCCAGAUUUUCCGGCGUGGUUUCCCCUUGUCAGUGAUGCAGGACGGAGGGCCUGACAAGGACAGCUGUCUAGUCGUUCGGAUGGGACAAAAAACCGAGGUCCCGUGUACACAUUGGCGUGCACGUAAAAGAUCCCUUGGCAGUUGGAAUUAGAUAUAAGAGUAGGCCGUAGUGCCGCUGCCCGGGCAAAAUUUCCCUCAUAGCACACAGUAUGGCGUAUGCCCGUCUUCAUUAGCCCAGUUUAGGAGCAGAACAGUAGGACGUUCAACCCCAUUUCAUUUCAUUUCAUUUCAUUUCACUUCAUUUAUUCGUUUGGAUGCAAGUGUUGAAAGUUUGUGACAGUUCCAAGUUAAGUGGUUAGUUUAAGUUUCUUUUAAAUGCCUUGUAAUUUAAUAUUAAAAUUGUUUGUUGUA